Carassius carassius (crucian carp) is the source of this 2152-nucleotide messenger RNA. Its product is annotated as ubiquitin-conjugating enzyme E2 Q2-like. The record is from RefSeq and is a predicted model, not a curated record. The coding region runs from base 241 to 1374 and encodes 377 amino acids. NCBI's taxonomy places the organism in Eukaryota, Metazoa, Chordata, Actinopteri, Cypriniformes, Cyprinidae. The transcript is spliced from 13 exons.
UGCAUGCUGGGACUGUGGGUCCUCCAGGAGCGUCUCCAUCUUUAAAGCCCAGAGAAGAAGCGCUUCCGCUCCGCCGGACUCACACGGACCCGCGCUCUCACAUCACACCGAAACACGGACCCCGGAUCCGGUGACUCGACGCGUUCACUCCCGCGGACACACACACACACACACACACACACACACCUACACACACACACGAGAGCUCUGCUUCUUUUGUCCGGAGAUGAGCGGAGGAAGAUGUCGGUCUCGGGACUGAAGGCCGAGCUGAAGUUUCUGGAGUCUAUUUUCGACCCGAACCACGAGCGCUUCCGGAUCCUCGACUGGACACCGGACGAGCUGAGCUGCCAGUUUAACAUCGGAGACCAGCUGCUGAUCAUCCACUGCAACCUCACGGAGUCGUACCCGGCGACGCCGCCCAUAUGGUGCGUGGAGUCUGAUGACCCGAGCCUGACCCGAGUGCUGGAGCGGCUGGAGGACGUCCGGAAGAGCAGCACACUGCUCCUGCAGCAGCUGAAGAGGCUGAUCUGUGAUCUGUGUCGCCUCUAUAAUCUUCCUCAGCACCCGGAUGUGGAGAUGCUGGACCAGCCUCUUCCUGCAGGACCCCUUCAUCAGGACAGGAAGCAUGGGACGACAGACGAGGUGACCUCAGAGGAGGAGGAGGAAGAGGAGAUGGGAGAGCAGGACAUCGAUCUGGAGCACUACGAGAUGAAGGAGGAGCCGGUGGAUGGGAAGAAGUCUGAGGAUGAUGGGAUUGAGAAGGAGAACCUGGCCGUCCUGGAGAAGAUCCGCAGGAACCAGCGGCAGGACCACUUGAAGGUAAGUGCUCACUCGGGUGCCGUGUCUGGAUCUGUUCAGGCGUCCGAUCGUCUCAUGAAGGAGCUCCGGGAGAUCUACCGCUCUCAGAGCUAUAAGAACGGAAUCUACUCUGUGGAGCUGCUCAACGACAGCCUGUACGAGUGGCACGUCAAGAUCAGGACUGUGGAUCCUGACAGUCCUUUACACAGUGAUCUGCAAGUGCUGAAGGAAAAGGAAGGCAUGGACUACAUCCUCCUCAACGUCUCAUACAAAGAUAACUUCCCCUUUGACCCUCCGUUUGUGCGAGUGGUUUCUCCGGUCCUGUCUGGAGGGUAUGUUCUCGGCGGAGGAGCUCUGUGUAUGGAGCUGCUCACUAAACAGGGCUGGAGCAGUGCCUAUUCUAUCGAGUCUGUCAUCAUGCAGAUCAACGCCACUUUAGUCAAAGGAAAGGCAAGAGUGCAGUUCGGAGCCAAUAAGAAUCAGUACAGUCUGGCCAGAGCGCAGCAGUCGUAUAAAUCACUGGUGCAGAUCCAUGAAAAGAACGGCUGGUACACACCGCCCAAAGAGGACGGCUAGAGCACAGCAUCCACACAUGGACCGAGCAUCUUCAGACGGACAUCUCUCUGUUCUUGCUUUUCUCCUCUCAUCCCUCGUUUUAAUCCGAGCCACUCUUUCUGACACUUUUCUUUACUCGAGGCUUGAUUUGACUCCGUUUAUCCACCUGACGUUCCUUCAACGAUGCCAUGAUCCCAGCAGAGCGAUGUGACGCACUCCUGACGCCAAUAUCUCUGAAAGAGCCCCAUCUCUGCAGCAUUCCUCCCUUUUAUUUUAUUUUUAUGUGCAUACUGAAAAAAACAGUUUUUACCAUGGCAACUCCGACUUCAUUGUGUUGAAAAUGAACUCCACAAUCAAGUGCAGAUGCAUUUGGAUGAAUGAACCUUUAAAAGAAGAGCAGGAGCGUCUCUCCGUCUCAUUUGGGGACGUCUGUCUGCGAGUGUGUUCAUGUCAUUGUGAAGCAUGUCUCUCAGUCCUUCUCCCUCCAGUCUGGAUUGGUAGAACUGUAUUUAGCGUGUUAUUUGAAGCCCCUGCAGUCUCUUGGGAAGCUGGCAGUGACCAAUAAUGCCUUAAAAAGCAGGACUGAGCAAGUGAAUGAGCAGAAGUUAGUUGUCUCCAGUAUUUCUAUUCAAGCAGACAUCAUCUCAGACAUCGGUCGAUCUGAUGACUGACCACAAGAAAACGCCCCUGCUUUAGUGUUAAUAUCAUUCAGAAGCAGUUCACACCACUGCUGGACUCUCUCUAGAUUCCUGUCGAAAGCACUGGGAUGGUUCUUCUGUUCUCUUGAAAUUCACACAGA